ACAAACACACUUUUUUUUCUCUCUCUGCUCAACAGCUAGCUUCUCUGUAUACCCACCCCCACCGACAUCUUCAGUGCAGAAAUGGCAAUGCUUCAAUGGCUUCUUCUUCUUCCAUGCAUUUUCUUCAUCUCAGCUUCUGCUGCUAAAGUUCAGACUAAGGUAACUGAUAAUCCAGCUGAUCAGCUGGUAUCUGCCCUUAAUAGUAACAGGACUGCAAAUAAAUUAUCCUCCUUAUACAGCAACCCUGGUUUGGCAUGCUUGGCUCUGCAAUAUAUAAAAGCAUACGGAGGUGAUUGUAAAGUAGUUGGAGGGCCAGAUGGCAAGAAACCUGCUGAAUCUGAAUUCGCCGAAACUUUUGCCCCUAAUUGUGGUGUGCAGGCGUCAUCGCUUGCUCAAAUAACUGGAAGAUUUCUCGCAUGCCAAUCCAAGUAUGCUGAACCUUCUGAAGCAUUCAACGAUAUUCUUAUAAGAAAUAGCAAAAGUUUGGAUAUUCUCUAUAGCAAGAACCACACUGAGGUUGGUGCUGCUGUGAGUGGCUCCGAUGGUGGUGGCCCCUAUUUCUGGUGUGUACUAUUCAGCAAUGGAAAACCAAAGAGCAGCUUUACCACAGGGGGAGGAGAGCCUAAGGUAAGUAGGCCUGGAUGCUUCAGUGGUUCUAAUGACCAAUGCAAUGGUGCUAAUACUUUGUCUCAGACCAUAUAUCUCUGGACAAUCAGUGUAGGAGCUUCCUUUGCACUGCUUUAUAUCUUAGGAGUAUAAACCAUCAAGGGAUUUGUUUUUGGCUUUGAUUGAACGGCCUUUUUUUUCUUGUGUUGGUAAUGACUUCAUUUUUUUUUUUGAAUUACUAUUUGGUGAGUGUUUUCGAGAAUUCCUUGUUCUACAUAUUGUAACCACCUCUGAAUAUAAAUCUGUAUGCUGUACAAAA
Messenger RNA from Solanum dulcamara, 925 nucleotides. RefSeq lists its product as uncharacterized. The transcript is spliced from 2 exons. Bases 82 to 759 code for a protein of 225 amino acids. The record is from RefSeq and is a predicted model, not a curated record. Lineage: Eukaryota; Viridiplantae; Streptophyta; Magnoliopsida; Solanales; Solanaceae.